UCACCCUACCAAGAAGAAUAACAUUGAAUUCCGGCUGUUUUAUCCGUAUUAUCUUGCAAAAUGCCCGCCCAACGUCAGUGCAUUGUGGUCAACAUGCGCUCCGCCCUCGCCCUGAUCGUAAUCUUUGUGCUGACAGGGAUUAGGAACAGCGAAACGGCCAGUGGCGGCAAUCAGAUGGACCUGUCGGAUGCGAAAGGCGACCACAAGGAUAACACGAGCAAUAACAAUGGCAACGGAAACGCCAAUGGCAAUAGCAACGACAACGAGGUGCAUAUGACGCCGCUGGUCUCCAAGAACGGGGGCGUGGGCCUGGACAACACAACCGCCCACAGCAGCAGCAGCAAUGGGAUCAACAAUAAUAUGCUGUGUCCGUACGACAAGGAUACGCCCUGCGAGCGCCUGCAGUUUCCGUGCAUUCGGUGUGCCUACAACAAUGCCUGUUUGUACGGCCGAGAAGUGAACGUGACCUGCGAGAUUAUCGGCAAUGUGCAGUGCCAGGGCGAGCGGAGCUUCCAGCGACAGAUGAACUGCAGGUACUGCUACCAAACGGAGCUCUGGCAGCAGAACUGCUUUCAGCACGCCAACUGCAAUUCCAUAGCGGACAAGUACUACCGCACCAACUGCACCGUGCACCAGGAUGUGCUGUGCCUGGGCAACCGCUCCUUCACCCGCAAUCUGCGCUGCAACUGGACGCAGGGCUAUCGCUGGAGCACCGCCCUCCUGAUAAGCCUCACCCUGGGCGGCUUCGGGGCCGAUCGCUUCUACUUGGGCCACUGGCAGGAGGGCAUUGGCAAGCUGUUUAGCUUCGGGGGACUCGGCGUUUGGACGAUCAUCGAUGUCCUGCUUAUCUCGAUGCAUUACUUGGGUCCCGCGGAUGGGUCACUGUAUAUUUAGUUUGGAUUUUAGGGCCGGGGGAACUAGGUGGGAAUACUGCAUGCCGAAAUCAUAGACUGUAAGCAAUGUUUCCAUUACUGUGUAUAUUAAAUGUAAUAACUAAUAAGUACUGAUUAAAGGAUGGCAAGGAGUGUGUUAAGCUACUAACUUGAGCCUUCGGAAGGUUGAUGCGGCAAAGUGGAAUGUAAAUAUGAUUUAAUUAUAGACGAAUUUAUGCUGGGAUCAAAUCGUGUUUCGUACUGCCAUCUCUUUCUGAUUGAUGAAAUCCCUUUUAGUAUGUAUGUUCUUCUCAGUCUCUCAAGCGGCCCGUCCACAGUAUGUUGGCCGAGCAUGUUGAGCUCGACGCAAUUUCCAUCGUUAGUACAAAUUUUGUGUUGGUCGUGCCACUCGAACUGCUUGUGUUCGCAACAACAUGCUCGACAACGUUGGCACGAACAUCAUUUGUGAAAUCGUUUACUAGGCAGAGCUCGUGUUUGCGCAGCGCAAAAUGAGCAAAAAAUUUUUACAAGAAUUCAUUAUUUGUCUGGAAAAGCAGCCUGCUAUAUGGCAUGCAAAAUGCGAGGCCUAUAAAAAUAAAAAUUUACGAAACACGGCAUGGGAAGUGCUACUGGAGAAAUAUAAAGAAAUCGAUGAGGACGCCACAAUAGACACAGUGAAAAAAAAAGUUAACUCGUUGCGUGCGUCAUACAGACGAGAAUUGCUAAAAGUAAGAAGAAGUGCUGGAACGGACGAUGUGUACCAGCCGAACCUGUGGUACUUCAGCGAACUUUCCUUUCUGCAUGAGACAGAAUCCUCGGUCGAUGGAAUCACCAGUUUUGAUGACAGACAGGAAAACGAAAGACCGAAGGCGCCGAAACGAAAACAUGAUGAAUCAUCGGAGUUCCUACAGAAGACAGUAGGGCAUUUGGACAACAUCAACGGAAAGCAACCAAAAUGUGAAGCUGACAUAUAUGCUGAAGGAUGGGCUGCCAUGUUCAAGCAGUUGUCGAAGGAGCAGAAGCUUUUUGCCAAAAAAGGCAUAGACGAGCUCCUUAUGCAAGGCCGUAUGAACAUGCUGACAUAUCAAGGGGUGUCAAGCAUUGCAAACAUUCCGAAUAAAAUAAAUAUAAAAAAGAAAGAAAAUUCAAGUUGGCGAGCAUGUUCGCCAAUAUGUUCGCCAACAUGCUCACCUGUGGAUGGCCUGCCUUAGUUACAUUUGCAGAUUUACUGACUUUUCCAAGCUCUUUUUGAAAUUGACCGAUCGCUCGCUCAUAUGUGGGGAAUAUUAGAUGGUGAUUAAAUAUGAAUAAAAUGCACCCUGUUUUAAAUUCGUAAA
Molecule: messenger RNA, 2209 nt
Organism: Drosophila kikkawai
Lineage: Eukaryota; Metazoa; Arthropoda; Insecta; Diptera; Drosophilidae
Gene: amx
Product: TM2 domain-containing protein 3 almondex
Source: RefSeq, a predicted model, not a curated record